This is a messenger RNA of Chelmon rostratus (copperband butterflyfish), 2230 nucleotides long. It is a transcript of the gene alg1, whose product is annotated as ALG1 chitobiosyldiphosphodolichol beta-mannosyltransferase. Bases 8 to 1507 code for a protein of 499 amino acids. The transcript is spliced from 13 exons. Gene Ontology annotation, molecular function: mannosyltransferase activity. Gene Ontology annotation, cellular component: endoplasmic reticulum. NCBI's taxonomy places the organism in Eukaryota, Metazoa, Chordata, Actinopteri, Chaetodontiformes, Chaetodontidae. The record is from RefSeq and is a predicted model, not a curated record.
AACAAACAUGGCGACGUACUGCGCCUGGCCGGCUUAUCUCACUGUACUUACGCUAAUUGCGGCGCUUUUAAUCGGGUUUUAUGCCACAGGUUCAAAUGUAACAUGGCCGGCGGUGUCUCUGACGGUUGUAACCGGACUGGUGUCGCUGUGGUUGCGGAGGUUGCGGCGGCGGGACGGCGGGACGGACCGGCGGGUGUGUGUGCUGGUGCUCGGGGACAUCGGUCGCAGUCCUCGGAUGCAGUAUCACGCCUUGUCCCUCAGCAAACACGGAUAUAACGUUACUUUUGUCGGGUUUUUGGAGACCAAACCUCAUCCAGAUGUGCUGCGAGAGGAGAAAAUAACGACUGUCCCCAUAACAGAAGUGAAAGGUGUUCAAGUGGGACCAAAAAUCCUCACCUACGUGACGAAGGUGGUCGUUCAGUGUCUGCAGCUUCUUCACGUGCUGCUGAGGGGGGAGACACAGUCUCACAUCCUGAUGCAGAAUCCUCCAGGCUUGCCCAGCAUUGCGGUGGUUUGGCUCGUGUGCGUCCUGCGCGGCAGCAGAUUCGUCAUCGACUGGCACAACUACGGCUACACCGUCAUGGCCCUGAGCCACGGCCAGGGACACCCGGUGGUGCAGCUGGCAAAGCGGUACGAACGCUUCUUCGGCCCUCUGGCCUCUCACAACCUGUGUGUCACCAACGCAAUGAGGGACGACCUGCAGAAAAACUGGUCCAUCAAGGCGACGACUCUGUACGACAGACCCGCCUCCAUCUUCAGGGAGACUCCGCUGAGGCUGCGGCACGAGCUCUUCAUGAGACUGGCCGACACGUAUCCUCAGUUCCGGAGCAGCAGGUCUGAGGAGGCGCAGGUGGAGGUGGAGGUGGAGGUGAAGGUGGAGAGGACCGUCUUCUCAGAUUGUGACCUCACUGAUGACACAGUGACCUUGAGGGCGGAGCGACCGGCGCUGCUGCUCAGCAGCACCAGCUGGACAGAGGAUGAAGACUUCUCCGUCCUGCUGAAGGCUCUCGAAGAGUACGAAGGUUUCAUCAAAGGCGGAGCGUCUCUGCCGUCUCUGGUGUGUGUGAUCACAGGUAAAGGUCCUCAGAAGGAACACUACAGGAAGCUGAUCGACCGCCUGCACUUAGAACAUGUGACGAUCUGCACCCCCUGGCUGGAGGCCGAGGACUAUCCCGUCUUAUUGGGUUCAGCAGAUCUCGGCGUUUGUCUCCACAAGUCGUCCAGCGGUCUGGAUCUGCCCAUGAAGGUGGUGGACAUGUUCGGCUGCUGCCUGCCCGUCUGCGCCAUCCACUUCAACUGUUUACAUGAGCUGGUGAAGCACGAGGAGAACGGACUGAUCUUCAGAGACUCUCAGGAACUCGCCGGGCAGCUCAAGUCUCUCCUGUCAGACUUUCCCAGUUCAGACGGCAGACUGGGUGCGUUCAGGAGGAACCUCCGCACCAGCAGAGGGCAGCGCUGGGACGACAACUGGGACCAGAACGUCCUGCCUCUGAUCUCUGGUCCUUAAUGGAGGGUCUUCAUGGCGGAUUGAAAUAUUUCCACACAGUAAAGCCUCUAAAAUGAACGUUGUUAUCAGACACCAGCUUUUACUCGGGUGGUUUUCACUUCAGGACAAACCAACAGACACUUCACACGGGGGGAGUGGCAGAGAAUGAGUCGGCACGUUUAGUUUUAAUGUCUCGUAUGAAGGUAGAGGACUUUCUCAGCGGUCUGUGGACCAUCCAGAGCCAAACAUCUGCACUCUGAAGGGGACUCAGCAUCACUCAGUCCACCUGAGUCCGUCCAGCAGGUGCUUCUCUAAACUCUCCACCUGAAAUUCACUUUCCAUUCCAGCGGUUUUUCCUUCGUCUCAGAACUUGAAUGUAUAAAGGACGCUUUGAUACGAUGUACAUUUGUAAAUAAAAUCUUUAUUGUGCUACAGCGGUGUCACCUGAGCAGUCUGAUCAGUUCUAUAGCGGACGGUCUGCUGUAGGGAAACACGUGGCUGACGGGUCCUGCGAUCACAUGAUGGCUGAUUCCGGCUUUUUCUGUCAAAACGAGACGUCCAGUCAGUUCACUGAGGCAGGAAAACAGCUAACAGCAACCAAUCAGGAAGAAGCAUUUCAAUUCACUGAAGGUCAGUUUGGAUUCAGUCUGAUUAGAAUUGAUAGAAAACAACUUUAUCAUGUUCAACAACAACAACGACAGCAGCUACAGCGGGGCUGACCUUAUGAUGGUUAGGGCUAAUAAA